Molecule: messenger RNA, 2311 nt
Organism: Scomber scombrus (Atlantic mackerel)
Lineage: Eukaryota; Metazoa; Chordata; Actinopteri; Scombriformes; Scombridae
Gene: commd2
Product: COMM domain containing 2
Exons: 6
Coding region: 117-728 (203 amino acids)
Source: RefSeq, a predicted model, not a curated record
CAGAGAAGAAGGAGAAGGGGGUGGUAUCUCGGCUGAAAUCGUUUUCCGGGUUUAUGGAUAUGUAAACUCCUGAAUGUUAAACAGUUAGAGCGCUGACCAGGACCCUGCCAUAUAAGAUGCUGCUGGUUUUGUCUGAAGACCACAAAGAACACCUCUCCUUCCUUCCGAAGGUCGACACUGCAGUGGUUGGUGAGUUUGGUCGCAUAGCUCUGGAGUUCCUAAAGAAAGGGACCACCCCCAAGAUCUAUGAGGGAGCAGCCAGGAAGCUGUGUGUUCCUGUGGAAAUGGUGCAGCAUGGAGUGGAAGGCCUGAUGUAUCUGAUGACAGAGAGUUCCAAACACAUGAUCUCUGAAGUGGAUUUCCUGGACUCAGUGUUGGUCUUGGGGUUUGUUGAAGAGCUUAAUCAGAUCCUUCUACAGCUCUACCUGCAGCACCAAAGUCAGAUCCGCAGUGUCCUAAGUCUGCUGCCCUCCAACCUACCUGCCUACCACAAUGUGGAAUGGAGACUGGAUGUUCAGUUGGCAAGUCGUUCAGUCCGUCAACAGGCCAUCCCCAUGCUGUCGCUACGGCUGCUUCUGAUGAGAGGUUGUGACAGCUGCAUUGACCACAGCAGCAGGGUGCUCCAGACAGACCCCAGCACCCUCCUGCAUCUCAUCUCCACGUUGGAGGCUGCUCUUGCUGCCAUGAAAACCAGUCACACUCGCCGCAUAUUACGCAACAUCAAAUAACUCCCCUUCCCCUGCUCUCUUUCUGUGUAAUGUGGCGGAUUUGCACAUAACAGCCUUUUAUACCUGGAACACAUUAAGCAGACUCUCUGCAACCUUCAGUGCAGUGUUGAAUGUUUAUUUUGGUUUGACUGUUAAACUAUGUUUUACCUAUCUGAAUAGUAAGUGAUCACUUCUUUAUUACUCUUGAGUCACGAUAUGUGCCAAACAGUAUUAACUGUAUUGUGUGUAAGUUUCUAUAGUCCUGAUAUUGAAUUAAAAUGAUAACCAGAGAUGAAAGAAAAUGUAAACACUGAAAGGCCCUGACUUCACUUCAGUUCAGUUUUAUUUAUAUAGCGCUCAAUAACAACAAAAGUUAUCUUAAGGCACUUUUCACAUAGAGCAGGUCUAGACCGUUCUCUUUAUUUUUAAGAAGUACAUUUGUCUCAACAUGACUGGAACAGAACAUUAACAUGCUGUAAUGAUGCCAAAGAGUGUUUAAAACUGAGCAGAGGAUGGACAGUCAUUGCUCUUUCCAUUAAAUGCAACAUGAUAUGUAUUCAGUUCAUGCUUGUAUGGUGCAUAACAAUACUUUUUUAUUCAGUACAUUUGAUUCUGAGCCAUGAUAUAUAAGGGCACAUCAAGCUUAGUGAAAACUGCCCAGUUGAAAGCAGAUUGAGGUGCACAAUGAUUUUUGCCAGUGUUUGUCCUACUGAUUGGACAACUAUUGCAUUUUAUGCUUUGCUGCAAUUUUAAAUCUGUAACAGCAAUGACAAGUGAUCAUACUUUCGAAAAAUCUUGUGCUGAAACAAAAAAAUUGAAUGCAUAAGUCAGAUAAUUAGUUAAAAUCAAUAUGUUCCUCAGUAAUAAGUGCUGUUAAAAUCUGGUGGUCUUAACCCAUUUUAGCUGCUGGACACUGUUUUAAGCAAAUGUUACUCCAACAAGUGGCAGAAUAAUCUGCAUUUGGUGCUCUAGGCCAGGGAGUGUUUCUGGGGGAUUGUGUGGGAUUGAAUCAAAAGGUAUGUCUGUGUGUGUUCAUAGUAAUGAAGGUACAUGUCAUCCAUUGCAACAGUGUGGCUCAUGUUUUUAUGAGUUUUUGUUGACAACAGUGGAGCUUUAUAACACAGAGGAAUGAGAUAUAUCAGACUUUUAUAUACACACAGUAAUUUCAGAAAAUUCAUUUUUGGUUUAGUUCUUUACAUGCAAUGAUAUGUAAAAAUGUAGAAAAUAAAAAGGUAAUCCAUUAAUAAGAUACAAAAAUACAGAGUACUUAUCACAAAUCAUACAUAACCUGAUAAUUGAGGCUAUUUUUAUGGGCUACUUGGAUUCUCAAUUUUAAGCACAAAUAUAGUAUUUCUAGUAAAUUACAGUAAAAAGGAAUAAUUCAUUGUUUGAAAGACAUGUUGUAUAAUGAUCUUGUGUUGUCAUUGCAACACGACUAACAAAAAAAUACAUAUUUUAAUACUUCUGUACUCCUGUACUUAACACAAGUUUUGCACUAAAAUAAGGCAGUUGCACAGAUUAUUCAACAUUUUGAAUGUCAAUUGUGUCUCUUAACUACAAGACAACAAAAUGACUGUGGGUUAAUUAAAAGAGUGUCAAGUUCA